This is a messenger RNA of Lotus japonicus, 731 nucleotides long. Its product is annotated as peroxiredoxin-2F, mitochondrial. Gene Ontology annotation, molecular function: thioredoxin peroxidase activity. Bases 43 to 636 code for a protein of 197 amino acids. Gene Ontology annotation, biological process: cellular response to oxidative stress; cell redox homeostasis; hydrogen peroxide catabolic process. The record is from RefSeq and is a predicted model, not a curated record. The transcript is spliced from 5 exons. Lineage: Eukaryota; Viridiplantae; Streptophyta; Magnoliopsida; Fabales; Fabaceae. Gene Ontology annotation, cellular component: mitochondrion; cytoplasm.
UCCUCUCACUCACAUCACAUCACACAACCUGAGAAUUUGGCCAUGGCAUCCUGUGUGAUGAAGCGAGCUGGUUCUUCAGCCAUCCAAUCAGUCUCUGCUGCUCUUCGAAUCAGGUCCUACGCAAAGAUUGCAAGUGGGACCGACAUCGUCUCUGCCGCACCCAAUGUUUCUCUCCAGAAAGCUCGCACCUGGGACGAAGGUGUUGAUUCCAAAUUCUCCACCACUCCAAUCAAAGACAUCUUCAAGGACAAGAAGGUUGUCAUCUUUGGACUCCCAGGUGCAUAUACAGGAGUUUGUUCAAGCAAACAUGUUCCUCCUUACAAGGAUAACAUUGAAAAGUUUAAGGCUAAAGGGAUUGAUUCUGUUGUUUGUGUGGCUAUUAAUGAUCCUUAUACUAUGCAUGCGUGGGCUGAGAAGCUUCAAGCUAAAGAUGCUAUUGAGUUUUAUGGGGACUUCGAUGGGAGCUUUCACAAAAGCUUGGAAUUAGUUACUGAUCUCUCUGGUGCUUUGCUUGGAACACGAUCUGAAAGAUGGUCAGCAUAUGUGGUAGAUGGGAAGGUUAAGACUCUUAAUGUUGAAGAAGCUCCAUCUGAUGUCAAGGUUUCUGGCGCAGACACAAUUUUGGGACAGAUUUGAAGUUUAUGUUUGUAUGCUUGUAGUGAGUUAUCAAUAAUGAAUAAAAUGUACCUUUUUUUUUAAUCAAUAAAAUGUACCUGAUGCUUCCCCUUUGA